AAAAGGCUUUCCCUGUGCUGGGACGAGCUCAUGGACGUUGGAUUGCCUUGACCAUCUACCAGCACCACGCGAAGGUGGUGAAUGAAGCGCGCAAAGCGAAAGUCUACAGAGAGACUACUACUGCUGCUUCUUCCCAAGACGACGAUAACAGCCACGAGCACGACGUUGCCCAUGGAGUGUCAUCUGCUCGCGUCGAUAACGAGAAUACCCGCUGCGAGACACCCGCUUCCAUCUUCUCUGAAGACAAUAGUAUUGACUAGGCUGCAUCGAGAGUUGUGGCCAAUUAUGCGGAGGAAACAUUGGCUAACAAGAUGUAGCGUCAAGCAAACAAGAUUGCGCAUGUUUCCAAGGCAAGUCCGUCCCAUCUUUGAUGUUAUAAGACUGACCAGUGGCCAGAAGUCAAGCAAAGAUCGAUCCACCUCCUCGUCUCGCAAGUCUGGAAGAACAUCAAAGCUAUCACGCAGAGCACAGGACGCUGAGCAAGGCAGCGCUAUUAUGACCAAGGCCAAGACUGCAGCAUCACAAGCAAAAACGGCGCACAAGUCUGCCAAGAAGGCCAAGAAAGCGGCAGCACGUCUGUAG
Molecule: messenger RNA, 582 nt
Organism: Protomyces lactucae-debilis
Lineage: Eukaryota; Fungi; Ascomycota; Taphrinomycetes; Taphrinales; Protomycetaceae
Exons: 4
Coding region: 82-582 (166 amino acids)
Source: RefSeq, a predicted model, not a curated record